AUGUAAUAGCAAGGUUAAGUUCCACUAUAAAUAGGACAUUAUUUAUUAGGGAAGACUCUAGGUGUAGGUUCUUUUGGGAAAGUGAAGUUGGCUAGACACAAUAUCACAAACACUUAAGUGGCAAUCAAAGUCAUCAAUAAGAAAAGAAUGAAGAACUCGAAAAUGGAAGACAAGAUUAGUCGAGAGAUACGAUAUAUGAGACACUUCAAUCAUCCUAAUGUGAUCAAACUAUACGAAGUUCUUGAAACUGCAGGAGACGUCUUUGUAGUAAUGGAAUAUGCAGAGAAAGGGGAACUCUUUGAUCUGAUUGCCUAAAGAGGUAAAUUGCCAGAGACAGAGGCUCGUAAUCUCUUUUUAUAAAUAUUAAGUGGAGUCGAUUAUUGUCACAAUAAUCUUGUCGCUCAUAGAGAUCUUAAACCUGAAAAUAUACUGAUAUCUCAUAAUAACACUUUGAAGAUAGGAGACUUUGGACUCAGCAAUAAGAUGAAUGAUGGUGAAUAUCUAAAGACACCUUGUGGGUCUCCUAAUUAUGCAGCUCCAGAGGUUAUUUCAGGUAGAACUUACUGUGGGACAGAAGCAGAUGUGUGGAGUUGUGGAGUUAUUCUCUUUGCAUUGAUAGCUGGAUACCUACCAUUUGAUGAAGAAACCUCGUAAGCCUUAUAUAAGAAGAUUAAGACUGCUGAUUACAUAAUCCCUAAUAGUUUCAGUCCCUAAGUGCGAGAUUUGAUUAACAGGAUGUUGACUCCAGAUCCUUUAAAGAGAAUUAAAUUCCAUGAGAUCUAUCUGCAUCCCUAUUUGAGGAGCAAUCAAAUUCCAUUUUACUUGUAAAUCCCAAUUAAAUUGGAUGAAGACAGAAGAGAAAUCAAUGAUGAAGUCUUCAAGAAAUUAAUGGAAUUGCCUUCUGUGAAUGUCAAAGGGAUUUCUCAAGGCUAUAUAUAAAAGUGCAUACGUGAGAGAAAAGAUAAAUCAAUCGUUGUGAUGUAUGAUCUACUGCUAAGAUAGAUGGGAAUUGGAUCAUCAACUCCCAUGACUAUAAAUAACCUUACAAAAAAGGAUUUGAUAUUCAAUCCUCACAUUCCAUAAUUGGAUGGGUAAUCAUUCGAAAAUAUUCUACUCACAGAAAUCCAAAAACCUGCUCCAUAUGAUUAUGGGAAGGAUCUGCAAAAGGACAUCAUGGCCGUUGUUUAUCCAUAUCAAGCUAGAUAAAUCGUAAAUGCAAUUUAUACUUGCUUAGAGAAGUUUAAUACUAUCAUUGAGGUCAAGAGUCCUUAAUACAAACUUAAGUGUUAUCAUCGGAACUUGAUUAAAAUGACCAAAUAUAAUUCUAAUGUUGAGUUGUUCAAUGAAUUUCAAAAAGACGAUGAAGCAGGAUCAAAGAAUGAUUUGCCAUCUCUAAUUUAAAAAGAGGAAAAUAAGGACAAAAAUAAAAAGACUAAUUAAAAUAAAUAUUCGCCAAAGGAAAUUAUAUUCUACAUUAAAAUUUACUAAAUGCCUACCAAUAAUAAUGAUCACAUGAUUGAUUUCUAAUUACGCAGAGGACAUCCUGUAGUUUUUAUGGACUAUUGCAAUAAAGUAAUAGCGUUGCUUAAUUAGCACUUCAAUUAGUUUUGA
This is a messenger RNA of Paramecium tetraurelia, 1611 nucleotides long. RefSeq lists its product as uncharacterized. Gene Ontology annotation, cellular component: cytoplasm. Lineage: Eukaryota; Ciliophora; Oligohymenophorea; Peniculida; Parameciidae. Gene Ontology annotation, molecular function: protein serine/threonine kinase activity; ATP binding. The record is from RefSeq and is a predicted model, not a curated record. The transcript is spliced from 3 exons. Gene Ontology annotation, biological process: intracellular signal transduction; protein phosphorylation.